Molecule: messenger RNA, 3507 nt
Organism: Nomia melanderi (Alkali bee)
Lineage: Eukaryota; Metazoa; Arthropoda; Insecta; Hymenoptera; Halictidae
Product: glycerate kinase
Biological process (GO): protein phosphorylation
Cellular component (GO): cytoplasm
Molecular function (GO): glycerate kinase activity
Source: RefSeq, a predicted model, not a curated record
AAAUUUGAAGUAAACUACAGUGUCGCUAGUGAGACGAAUCAGCGAAUUACUUCAUUAAUUCAUGUAACAAUGUGAUUUACCAUCGUUAUGUAAUGUUGAUAAAGCAGUGUCAGAACGUAUAACCACAGACGAGAGAUAGAAUAGAGUGAAUAUUUUAUGAGAUUUUGUGUUUGAUGGUUUAAAAUACCGAUCGUACAAAAAAAGUGUAUGUUUUGUUAGGCCCUCUAUGAAUUAGGGUGAUGAGUGUAAGAAAUAUAUUCGAUUCGAUGAUUGAAGUCGGAAAAAUCUGUCAUUUUUCUGUCUACUAUUUUGAAAUACCGAUAAAUACCGUCAAAAAAAUGCCCCGACGCAUUAACAGACCUGUGUCUCGAGACUCCUGAACCCUAGACAAAAAUUCCCAUAAACUGCAACGUUUGUACGUAUCUUAAAUCUGCGAAUCAAUAUUUUUUAUUUUAAUUCCUAUCAUUUACAACGUUAUCGUGCAAUACCAGUGUAAGUCGAUAUGACAGGGUGUGACACAAAAAUGAUAAGGGAGUCUGAGUUGUGUCCCAGGACCUCCGAAAGUGUGUAACAAAAUUUUACAUUGGUUUUAAGUCUAUUUGUAUAUCUUGUUUGCAGUAGCUACAGAACUUUAUCAGAUUUCCUUAAGCUUUGAGCUCAAAAGUUUACAGAAGUUUUCUGUUGUCGCGUAGCUUCUGGUAGCAUACUAAAUAUAAGCAUCAAAAUAUUUAUUUUUACAAAUUGACAAAUACUGUAUUUCUAUCAUAUAAAUAAACGCUAUUUUCGUUGUUUAAAUGUAGGCGCUGUAUGCAUUUGUACAGUCAAAUCAGAUUAAAUACCAGCAAUAAGAAUGCAAUACAGAAGUGUCUCGGUUCUUAUUAAAAAUCUUAAAUCUUGCUUUAAUUCUCAAUGAUUGUGAGAGAGAUGACAUUGCAUGAAUAAAACUGUCGCGAUGUGAAUGCGCAAAUUUUCGUUUGUGUCCGAAUUUCAAUUAAGUGAGUGUUUUUGUGUUUAUUUAUAAUGUACGUGUACUUCGGAAAUGUAUAAUAACUCGUCUAAACAAUGCAUUAUAGAUUAUUACAUAAAUUCACACGCUACAGUAGUCCAGUUCUUUUUAAGUCUAACCUACUAAAUAUUGUAAAAUAUACGAGUACAAUUAUGUCUACAAAUCCAAAAGUUUUAGAAGAAUCUAAAUCUAUUUUAAAAGAUAUGUACUUUGCUGGUGUUAAAGUAGUUUCACCGAAGCAACUUAUAAUUAAUAAAAUUAAAUUUAAAGAUGGAACAUUACAAGUUGAUGAUCAAAGAUUUCAAUUAAAAGAAAAUGUGUAUCUUGUUGGUUUUGGCAAAGCUGUCAUGGGUAUGUCCAUAGUUCUUGAACAAAUGCUUGGUAGUCAUUUAAAAAAGGGAAUAGUUAGUAUUCCUUCUGUUUCAACAAAUGCAAUAUGGGAGUCCAAAGAUAAAUCUUAUUUUCCCAUGUUAAAAACUGGUGUAGUAGAAUACCGCGAAGGAAGUAUAAAUAAUCAACCAGACAAUAGAUCGUUACAAACAACCCAUGAUAUUAUUGAUUUAGUAGAGUCUUUGACCGAAAAUGAUACUUUAAUCGUGUUAAUAUCUGGCGGUGGUUCUGCAUUACUUUAUAUGCCAAGACCAAUAAUCGAUAACGAAGAUAAAUUACUACUAUGUAAAAGGCUUCAAAAUGCAGGUGCUGAUAUCAAAGAACUUAACACGGUCAGAAUGAAAUUAUCCAUGGUCAAAGGUGGUGGUUUAGCACGAAUGGCUUUUCCAGCAUCCAUUAUUACUUUAAUAUUAUCUGAUAUUGUGGGUGAUCCUGUCGAUUUAAUUGCCAGCGGUCCAACAGUAUAUAAUAGCAAAGUACCAAAGCAAGCUAUAGCUAUUUUAAAAAAAUAUGACUUAUUUGACAAAUUAGAUGGAGAUGUAAGAAAAGCUAUCAUGUCUAAAGAAACUUUCAAAGAUAAGUCAUUACUAACUGGAAAGAAGAAAAAAAAAGAGUUUAAGCAUGUUACAAAUAUUAUUUUAGGAAAUAAUCAGGUGGCAGUUGAAGCAGCUGCCCUUGAAGCACAACGUAAGAAACUUACUCCAAUAACAUUGAGAACUGAUAUUACUGGCAAUGUCCAUGAUGUCAGUUUAGCAUAUGUUCAUGUAACUAGUUUAAUAUGUCUCGCAUUGGAAAAAAAAUUAGAAAGAGGAGAAUUCUUUGAAAAAGUAAGAGAUAUUCCUGUGAUGUCGUUAUCUACCACUAAAGUGGACGAAAUUUAUAACUUAAUUGAAAAUAUAAGUGAAGAAGGAAUAGUAUUAAUUGGAGGAGGAGAACCAACAGUCAUAGUUAAAGGAGAUGGCAAGGGUGGUAGAAAUCAAGAAUUAGCUUUACAUUUUUCCUUAGAUUGGUUAGCCAAAAUAAAAAAUAAUCCCCACUUUGCUGAAUAUGAUGUAAUAAUGUUAAGUGCAGGAACGGAUGGUCAAGAUGGUCCAACUGAUGCAGCAGGAGCAUUCGGUUAUCCUGCUAUUGGACCAAUAAUUCAUGAUUUGUAUGCAAAAGUAAAAUUAAUAGCUUCAGAAAUGCUUGUUCAUCUACAGACGAAGAAAGAGGCCAUAGAAAAUAAAGAAGAUGAACAAGAAACAUUAAAUGAUUUAAGAUCUCAAGAAAUAUGCAAGUUGCAUGAAUUGAGUGGGUUUCUUGUUAAAAAAGAGGAAAAGUCAGAAUUUGAAAAACAAGAGAAAAAAAUUGAAAGAAGUGAAUUUAAUAAAAUGGAAGGUGUACUUCCAUUAAUAUAUCGAACUAUGGAAGUGGAACGCUUACUUCCAGAGAAUACUUUAAGUAAUAAUGACUCGUAUAAUUUAUACUCGCGAUUCAAAAAAGGUUCAGAACUAUUGAAACCUGGCUUUACUGGUACUAAUGUCAUGGACUUACAUUUUGUUUAUAUUAAAAAACGAAAAUGCGAAUGUAAACUAGAUUUUCUUGGUAAAGAGCUAACUGAAAACAGUUUAGAUGAUCAUGAUUUACAUAUUGAUCCUUCAACUAUUGAAAAGUACAGACAGAUGCAAAUAUCAAAAACUUUUGAUUGGGGUUCUUAUUUACCUGCAUCAUCGUUCCUUGCCAGUGACGAGGCAGAAUACCCUAAUAUAAAAAUUAUUGAUGACAAUCUGGUAGAUCCAUGUUGUCGCAAAGAUAGGAAAUUUCCUUUAAAAAAUGUGUUAAAGGAUAAGAAUCUUCAAAUAUGACAUUUUUGUUUAAAAAACAAUGAAACAAUUGUUAAUAUUCUAUUAAUCAAAUCAAUUAAAUAUAUAUUAUUAUAUAUGUAACAAUCAAAAUUUUAUACAUUAAAAAGUCAAUAUAUCCGUCAAAAUUAUUGUUUAAACUUUUUAUACAAUAUUAAACUUAGAAAUAAUCAUAUAAGUUACUAAACAUCUGAUAAAUUCAUCUUCUUAACAAUUUUGUUUUCUUUUCCCAUAUAGAAUUUACAGUAAUACAUAAUGGUGGGUGGGUGU